This is a messenger RNA of Branchiostoma belcheri (Belcher's lancelet), 2567 nucleotides long. RefSeq names its product BTB/POZ domain-containing protein 10-like. Gene Ontology annotation, biological process: positive regulation of phosphorylation. The record is from RefSeq and is a predicted model, not a curated record. The transcript is spliced from 10 exons. NCBI's taxonomy places the organism in Eukaryota, Metazoa, Chordata, Leptocardii, Amphioxiformes, Branchiostomatidae. Bases 222 to 1466 code for a protein of 414 amino acids. Gene Ontology annotation, molecular function: protein binding. Gene Ontology annotation, cellular component: cytoplasm.
CUGGCGUCCCAUCAUGCUUGUGCAACAACGACAGGACAAGAUGGCGGACGUGAUUUCGUGAAUUUUCGACCUCUCUUACAGUCGAUAACUUUACUUUCCUGACAAAAAUUCCACAUGUAUCCCCCGAUCCGUACCAUCUAAAGCUUCCCGAGAACAUACAGAAGUGCAUGGCCACAGCGCUCUAACCCCAGCCGCUAACCGUGACCAUCCCCGCGCUUGGGAUGGCCAGACGCACUAAUCCCAACCGCCAAUACGACAGCUGCAGCAGCGAUUCUGAUUUUUCGGACUGUGAAGAGAGACAAAAGAAAGUUUGUGGUAACAGACUGUACAGUUCCCCUCGGCCUAAGAUCAACAUGAACUCCAAGCUGGGUAAGGUGGCUGUCGGGGACCCGUCCAACCCUCGCAACUGUCAGCCGCCAUCUUGCCUGAAGAACGCCGUGGCCCACGCCGCCCAGAACGCCGCGGCCGCCUCGGGUGGAACGGUCGCUAGAAACCAGCAGUCAGUGGUCUACACAACAAAGGGUUCUGAGAAGAUCACCUUGGUUGUCGACCAGACCAGAUUCGUGGUGGAUUCCAACCUGUUUGCCAGCCACCCUGAAACCAUGCUGGGCAGGAUGUUUGGUACCAGGGAGAAUGACUUGGUCCGUCCGAAUGACAAGGGAGAGUAUGAGGUUGCAGAUGGAAUGUCAGCUAGUGUCUUCAGAGCCAUCCUGGAUUACUACAAGUAUGGACAGAUCCGCUGCCCCCCUGAUGUGUCUAUCCAGGAGUUACGGGAGGCCUGUGAUUACCUCCUGGUGCCGUUUGACUGUGACACCAUCAAAUGUGUCAACCUACGGGGCCUUCUCCAUGAGUUGUCCAAUGACGGUGCCCGUGAACAGUUUGUGAUGUUCCUAGAAGAGCUCAUCAUGCCCAUCAUGGUGCAGUGUGCUCAGAAAGGAGACCGUGAGUGCCACAUCGUAGUCCUGACAGAUGAUGAUGUAGUGGACUGGGACCAGGAGUACCCACCACAGAUGGGGGAGGAGUAUUCACAAAUAAUCUACAGCACAGCAAUGUACAGAUUCUUCAAGUAUAUAGAGAACCGAGAUGUGGCCAAGGCAGUGCUGAAGGAAAGAGGACUGAAAAAGAUCAGACUAGGCAUCGAGGGCUACCCAACAUACAAGGAGAAAAUCAAGAAAAGACCAGGGAGCAAGCCUGAAGUGAUUUACAACUACGUUCAGCGUCCCUUCAUUCGCAUGUCGUGGGAAAAAGAAGAGAACAAGAGCCGCCAUGUUGACUUCCAGUGCGUCAAGAGCAAGUCCAUCACGAACCUCGCUGCAGCGGCGGCCGAUACGCCCGCAGACCAGGCUAUCGUGCAGCAGAACGCUCCCGCGCCCGAAGAGGAACCAGAGGGUGCGGUGGGGGGUUCCCCUCCUCCCAUGCCACUUAGUGUAGAGCCAUAUCCAACUGUGCAGUUACCCAUCGAAUGAGCCUCAUCUCUCAACACUUUUCAUCUAGAAAGACACUAGAAUUUGGAAAGAUCUAACAAAACAUUAAACCUCUCUGUAACUAUAUGAGUUUGAGGUGUACAAUCAACUAAUCGAACUAGAUCUUCCAAAAUCUCAUUGUCUUUCUGCAUCUAAAGUGGUUAAAAGAUAUCCAAUUCUUAAAGGUUGCCUUGGCACAAUUUUGCCACCCGUAAUUGAGUGAAUUACUGACGUUUCUGCUAACUUUUUUGCUGGACAAAGACGAACUAAAAGAAAAUGAAGGAACGCCAUACCCAAGUGUUGACCAACUUGGCAACUGUUUUGGUGUUUCUUCAAUCGAGCCUUUUGUCUUGCCUUUGAGUUUGGAGUACUGUAGUAUUUAUCCUGACAGACCACUGCAAGUAUGUUUUUGUCAAUCUCUCUGGCUAAUAUAUUGCUAUAACAUGACAAUUAACCAGACUGAACUAUUGCAAGUCUACUGGAGCGCAAAGGACAAUGCAAAGAACUUUAGUGCUGUAUGAACAAAUUAUCUGCAUCCAUACAAAUCUUAAUUGUGUUAUAUAUGUUUUCAAAUACGGCUCUGUUGAAUUAUGAUAAGCAUUUUGACUGCAUUGUUACUUGAUGUAAUGUUUAUAUCUGAUGUAAGUUUUUUCUGUGGUUUAUUAUAAUAAUGUUUCAUUACCUUAUUUACAUUAGUUGUUUUCGAAAGUCAUAUGCAAAGAUAUUCUCAUUUUUUAUAUGAGUUACACAAAGGUUCUAAAGAAGACACUUGAAAAUGCAUUGCUUUCAACUGCUUAACAAUUAAGCCUUAAUUAAAAUGAUCAAGAAUUGUUGCUCUUUGUGAUGAAGUAUUUUAUGUUGACGUUAUUUGUCACAAAUAAUAGUACAUAAUAGUUGUAAUCUUCACAGUGCUGUUGGCAAAGAUGUCCUCUGUGUAUCAUAGAAAAGUUUUUACCAACUUUGUGAACAAACAUGUUAAAGAACAUGCAAUAAUAUGUUAACUAUGGCAUAAAGAUCUAUCUAGUCUUGUCAGGUUAGGGUUGUAUCUUGUUGAUAUCUGCUAGUUUUCCAAUAUGAGCUAUUCUAAAAUUUGUUACUUUUGUA